UCCCCUUCCUUUUCUCACUGUCUGUCUUCACUCUGAACAAAACAAACUCUGCAAAAUCUAAACCUCUCUGUUUCUUCUCUCUUUUCAAAAAAACCUGAAGAACAGAGUCUACUCCCACUCUCGCAUUGUCCCCAGAAUACUCUGUGUAUGAACUAGUGUUCUUGCUUCUUCUUCUUCAAUCAAAUCAAUGGGUAGAGAUGUUCUGGUUCUGUGUCUUCUCAUUCUCCUCUGUUCUGGAUUUGUAGCUUCAGCUCCUUCAGCUAACUCUCCAGCAAAGAUUUUAAGUGGGUUUAUAUCAAAUCACGGCUCUUCACUCAUGAAAUGGAUAUGGUCACUCAAAUCCACUUCCACCAAAACAACAAUUGCGACGAGAUCGAUGGUGAAAUUCGAGAAUGGGUAUACAGUAGAGACUGUGUUCGAUGGAAGCAAACUCGGUAUCGAACCUUAUUCUAUCGAGGUUUUGCCUAAUGGAGAGCUGCUUAUUCUUGAUUCUGAGAACAGUAACAUCUACAAGAUCUCAUCUUCUCUUUCUCUAUAUAGCAGGCCGAGACUUGUUACUGGCUCCCCUGAAGGAUACGCAGGUCAUGUUGAUGGGAGAUUACGUGACGCUAGGCUGAACCAUCCCAAGGGACUUACUGUUGAUGACAGAGGGAACAUAUAUGUGGCUGAUACAGUGAACAAUGCUAUAAGGAAGAUAAGUGAAGGAGGAGUUACAACAAUAGCUGGAGGCAAAACUGCUAGAAAUGGAGGACAUGUGGAUGGACCAAGCGAUGAAGCAAAGCUUUCCAAUGAUUUUGAUGUUGUUUAUGUUGGAAGCAGUUGUUCUCUCCUUGUUAUUGACCGUGGAAACAAAGCCAUUAGAGAGAUUCAGCUUCAUUUCGACGACUGUGCUUAUCAGUAUGGAAGCGGUUUUCCUCUUGGGAUUGCUGUUCUUGUAGCUGCAGGUUUCUUUGGUUACAUGCUGGCUCUGUUGCAGAGAAGAGUUGGCUCUAUUGUGUCUUCUGAUAACGAUCAAGACAUGUAUGAAGCAGAUCAUGAUCAAAAGCCUAUGAAACCAUCCAGACCAUCUCUGAUUCCAUCUGGAGACGAGCAGCAAGAGAAACAAGAAGACAGCUUCCUAAUAUCCCUUGGGAAUCUCGCUUCCAAUGCUUGGGUUUCUGUUAUGGAGAUCCUCAGAAUAAAGCAGCCAGCAGACACAAACUUUCAGCAGUACCAAACAAAGCAGUAUGCUGCAUUUAGCACAACAGCUCCAUGGCCACCGAUUCAAGAGAGCUUUGUGGUCAGAGACGAAGAUGAACCUCCUCCCGUUGAGCACAAAAACCAAACUCCAAGAAAAACUUAUGCUUUUAUGACUAAAGACGCAGAGAAAAUGCAGCAGCUGCGUCAGAGCCGUGCAUUCUACAGUAGCUGGGAAGCUGAGCUCCCAAAUCAGCAGCAGAAGCAGCAGCAUAGAAGGCAUUACUCGUCGAUCCCGCAUACGUACUAUGAGCAGAACAGCGAGCAGACUAAUGAGAUUGUCUUUGGGGCUGUCCAAGAACAGAGCAGCAAGCGUGCAGCUAAGCCUAAGGAGUCUGGGGAGCAGAUAAAUAACAGUAAUAAUAGUCAACAGAAUCUUCACUACAGAGCUCAUUCUGUUAGUUACCCAUAUGGAUACUAUCCGUAUACAUGAAAAAGUCUAGGGUUCUAUGAGUUUAUGGGAUUAUUGAAUAAGAUUUAGAUGGAGAUCAGUUACAAAUUUUGGGUAUAGGUGGUGUUUUUAAGAUUUAUAGUGAGGGAAUUGGGGGAUUUGGAGGACUUAGAUGCUCUUGUCUUGUAAGGAAGGUUGCAAACUUUUGAUUGUAUAAUAUUAAAAAGAUAUGAUCUUUGUGAGAAAAUGAUUCUGG
Molecule: messenger RNA, 1883 nt
Organism: Eruca vesicaria subsp. sativa (arugula)
Lineage: Eukaryota; Viridiplantae; Streptophyta; Magnoliopsida; Brassicales; Brassicaceae
Source: the annotation of a GenBank genome assembly